UCGGCCUCAGAAUUCGUGUAGCAAUUCCGCGAAACUAUUGCAUCAAAAACCAGUGGAACUUAUGUACAAAAGAUGGCAACAGUACAAAACAUGGAGACUAAACGCAUACAACUGACUGACAACCGCUGCAGGGACGACUUUAACAAUGAGGUCUCGUCCACAUCGAGUGAGACGCCCCACUUCUGACACCAUCGCGAAGUUCAACAACUUCUACCGCGUACAGUCGCAGUCCGACCACGAGGACCCGCCCAGAAGGUAUGUACGGUCGGCUUCAGAAUUCGUGUAGCAAUUCCGCGAAACUAUUGCAUCAAAAACCAGUGGAAUUUAUGUACAAAAGAUGGCAACAGUACAAAACAUGGAGACUAAACGCAUACAACUGACUGACAACCGCCGCAGGGACGACUUUAACAAUGAGGUCUCGUCCACAUCGAGUGAGACGCCCCACUUCUGACACCAUCGCGAAGUUCAACAACUUCUACCGCGUACAGUCGCAGUCCGACCACGAGGACCCGCCCAGAAGGUCAGUCAUAUCAAGAAACCACUAUAAAUCAAUGGGAAACAUAAACGACAUAUACACCGAAGUAACAACAGUACAAAACAGCAUUUCAAACAUAGACCUUAACCUACAUAGUACAGAAAUAAAGAAAUUCGAAGCCCUACGCAUACCCAUAGUGGGUUACGAAGUAAUGGAGGAACGUGCUAGAUUCACUAUAUAUAAACUUAAAGUUGAGGACGAUAAACGGGAUCAAUCAUGGCUUGUGUUUAGGAGAUACACUGAUUUUGUCCGUCUGUACAACAGGGUUAAGAACCUACAGCCAAAUUUAUUGUUACCUCUGCCAGGGAAACGUUGGUUCAGAGACAACUUCGAGCCAGCGUUUUUGGAGGAACGAGUGAGAGGGCUACAGAUAUUCGUCAACGCAAUCCUGAGUAAACUUCCAAAUCAUCCGGUAGUUAGAGAGUUCUUCUGCUUGGACGAACCCCCACAAGUAUUUAGCUACCAGCCAGAGGUCCAAGCGGUUUAUGGGGCUUUAGAAGAUUCUAUAAGUACCCUCAAAGUACAGUUAAAACAAAAAGAUGCAACGAUCAUGCAUUUGCAGAAACGCGUCGCUCAGUUAGAAGACCAGGUAAAAAAUUGUCCCACAUGUAGUACAAAUAAGUCUGCUAAUUUGUAGUUUUACAAGAUUUUUAUGUAAAUGUUAAAACUUAAGAGGAUAGUCUAGUUGUAAAUUACCCGACUGCGGCAAAGCCAAAAGGAAGGGUUAUGAUUUUAGCAAUCUUUGUAUGUAUGUAUGUUUGUAUCCAGAUUCUGUGUGUUCCACCGUAAUGCCUAAACUACUUUGCCGAUUUUGAUGAAUGAGGUGUCAAUUGAUUUGUUGUAAAGGUCUGUCCGGGUGACAAGGUCUAUAUUUUGUACGAAAGAAAAAUGUUAUAAAUAACACAUGGAUGUUACAUCAAAAACCGGUCAAGUGCGAGUCUGGCUCGCGCACUGAGGGUUCCGUACUCGGGUAAUUUUCCAACAUUUUGCACGAUAA
This is a messenger RNA of Maniola jurtina (meadow brown), 1532 nucleotides long. It is a transcript of the gene Snx16, whose product is annotated as sorting nexin-16. Gene Ontology annotation, biological process: protein targeting to lysosome; endosome to lysosome transport; early endosome to late endosome transport. The transcript is spliced from 2 exons. Gene Ontology annotation, cellular component: late endosome; extrinsic component of endosome membrane; early endosome. The coding region runs from base 411 to 1172 and encodes 253 amino acids. Lineage: Eukaryota; Metazoa; Arthropoda; Insecta; Lepidoptera; Nymphalidae. The record is from RefSeq and is a predicted model, not a curated record. Gene Ontology annotation, molecular function: phosphatidylinositol binding.